Bubalus bubalis (water buffalo) is the source of this 3423-nucleotide messenger RNA. It is a transcript of the gene ZSCAN2, whose product is annotated as zinc finger and SCAN domain containing 2. Lineage: Eukaryota; Metazoa; Chordata; Mammalia; Artiodactyla; Bovidae. The coding region runs from base 43 to 2190 and encodes 715 amino acids. Gene Ontology annotation, molecular function: DNA-binding transcription activator activity, RNA polymerase II-specific; RNA polymerase II cis-regulatory region sequence-specific DNA binding. Gene Ontology annotation, cellular component: nucleus. The transcript has 3 exons. Gene Ontology annotation, biological process: regulation of transcription by RNA polymerase II. The record is from RefSeq and is a predicted model, not a curated record.
CCCAGCCUCCCUCCCGCCGCCAGGCUGGGUCCGUAUUCGCCAAUGGGAAAGCAGAGUUUCCAGGGACCGUUCUCGGUGGCCAAUGAGCGCGGCGGGGGGGCGGGCCUCUCCCGUCCAUUGUUCUCGGUGCCCCUCGGGCUUGAGCCGCUGCGACUCCGGAGGGGCCGGACCGUGCCCGGGGGCGCUUUAGCGCGUGGAGCGACCGGGGAAGUGGCAUCCGGUCUCUGGAGAGCCAGACCACUUGUUGAAACUGGAGAAGGGUGCCGUCUUCUCAGGGAGCCUGCCUGGAGAAGACCGAAGGUCAAGAUCAGAAGCCUGAGUGAUUCCAACCCAAGGACGUGGAUGAUGGCCUCAGAGGGGCCGAGAGUAACUGCUCCGCGAAGCCCUGUAGUCUGCCUCCCUCAGGAGGAAGACAACCAGGAGGAGGAGGUGGCCACCGUGAUCCUGGAGGACGACUCCUGGGUACAGGAAGCUGUGCUGCAGGAAGAUGGCCCUGAGACCGAGCCCUUUCCCCAGGGUGCUGGCAAGGGCAGCCCCCACGAGGACGUGGCCGGAGGGCCGCAGGGGGCACUCGGCCGCCUUCGAGAGCUCUGCCGGCGCUGGCUGAGGCCAGAGAUGCACACCAAGGAGCAAAUGCUGACCGUGCUACCCCGGGAAAUUCAGGCCUGGCUGCAGGAGCAUCGGCCCGAGAGUGGCGAGGAGGCGGUGGCCCUGGUGGAGGACUUGACCCAGACCCUUCGGGACAGUGAUUUUGAGAUCCAGAGUGAAAAUUGGGAGAGCUCCAACCAGGACAUAUUCGAGGACGUCGACUCCCACGAGAUGUUCUCAGACGUGCCGGAAGGGGAAGCCAUCCCGCAGUCCGACUGGGAAAGUGACGUGGAGAGAGACUGCAACCCCCAGGGGCCCCGGAGAAACACCCCCAGGAAGGACCACGGGGUGGUGCCCGCCCCGGGAAGGGAAGCUGGCCAGCUCAUCGGCCUCCAGGGCACCUACCUGGGCGAGAAGCCCUACGAGUGUCCCCAGUGCGGGAAAACCUUCAGCCGAAAGUCCCACCUCAUCACCCACGAGCGGACUCACACGGGCGAGAAAUACUACAAAUGUGACGAGUGCGGCAAGAGCUUCAGCGACGGCUCCAACUUCAGCAGGCACCAGACCACACACACCGGGGAGAAGCCCUACAAGUGCCGGGACUGCGGCAAAAGCUUCAGCCGGAGCGCCAACCUCAUCACCCACCAGCGGAUCCAUACGGGCGAGAAGCCCUUCCGGUGCGCUGAGUGCGGCAAGAGCUUCAGCCGGAGCCCCAACCUCAUCGCGCACCAGCGGACCCACACGGGCGAGAAGCCCUACUCGUGCCCCGAGUGCGGCAAGAGCUUCGGCAACCGGUCCAGCCUGAACACGCACCAGGGAAUCCACACAGGCGAGAAGCCCUACGAGUGCAAGGAGUGCGGCGAGAGCUUCAGCUACAACUCCAACCUCAUCAGGCACCAGCGGAUCCACACGGGCGAGAAGCCCUACAAGUGUCCCGACUGCGGCCAGAGGUUCAGCCAGAGCUCGGCCCUCAUCACCCAUCGGAGGACGCACACGGGCGAGAAGCCCUACCAGUGCGGUGAGUGCGGCAAGAGCUUCAGCCGCAGCUCCAACCUGGCCACGCACCGCCGGACCCACCUGGUGGAGAAGCCCUACAAGUGUGGGGAGUGCGGCAAAAGCUUCAGCCAGAGCUCCAGCCUUAUCGCCCACCAGGGCACGCACACGGGCGAGAAGCCCUACGAGUGCCGGACGUGCGGGGAGAGCUUCAGCUGGAGCUCCAACCUCCUGAAGCACCAGCGGAUCCACACAGGCGAGAAGCCCUACAAGUGCGGGGAGUGCGGGAAGGGCUUCAGCCAGCGCUCCCAGCUGGUGGUGCACCAGCGGACGCACACGGGCGAGAAGCCCUACAAGUGCCUCAUGUGCGGCAAGAGCUUCAGCCGGGGCUCCAUCCUGGUCAUGCACCAGAGGGCCCACCUGGGGGACAAGCCCUACCGCUGUCCCGAGUGCGGCAAGGGCUUCAGCUGGAAUUCAGUGCUUAUCAUCCACCAGCGGAUCCACACGGGUGAGAAGCCCUACAAGUGCCCCGAGUGCGGCAAGGGCUUCAGCAACAGUUCCAAUUUCAUCACCCAUCAGCGAACUCACCUGAAGGAGAAGCUCUACUGAAAGGGCAGAGAGGGAGGGAGCAUGAGGCACAGGGGGCCCGGGAAAGGGACCAGCCACCCUGCCCUCAUGCAGGGAUGCGUCUUUAGAGGAGCCGUUCCUCCUGAAGGCGUGUUGCCAGGAUCUUAACCCCUGCUCACUCUCACUGCUAGGAUCCCGUCACAUCAGAGUCAGAGUCAGAUGGCGAGAACCGAGCAUGGGAACGGAAGCUCGGAAAGUUCAGUCCAUUUCCUGUGACAUUUCUCGACUCGGUUGGCUCCGUCUCUCCUGAACCUCUGUGCCUCCGUUUCCCCUUUGAUAGAACAGGGAAGGUAGUUCUCCGUGUGCAACAGAAGCCAGCGGGGCCCUCGUUGCAGAGAGAGGCCCCAGACCUGGUCCUCCUGCUGCCACUGGGGCUGAGGUCCCUUCACCCGAGCUGCGAGCAUCCCAGGCCCCGGGCCUUGGCAGAACUGGCUCUUCCUGCCUCUGGGUCCUGGGUUUGGAUUUCGGGUCAAGGCGGAGGGCUUCUCCUGUUCUGAGUCAUCCACAUGAAGGUAAAGUCCUUUCCUAGAAAGUAUCAGGAACAUGGAAACACGAGGGAGUCUAGCCAGGAACCUUUCCAUUGAUAGGAGGUUGCCCAGGGCUGCCAGGGAAGGCAUGACGGAGAAGCGACGUGUUUACUUUUUGUCUCUGCUCACUGUCCUGGGGUAGGUCGGCUGGGGGUGGGGGACGCACAUACUCUUGCAGAGUUUCAGUUUUCGAGUGUGAGGUGUCAUCGGAGCCCUCAGCUGCCCCCCUGGUGCGUGGUGUUUCUGUCUCAUUCCGGGUGAUCGUCCUGCACUCUGCAGAGUGGCCUUGCAUCUUUGCCCGCCAGAUCCGUGGCCCUGUAAUCGCCACCCUGUGUAUUUGUCGUUUCUGUCUUACGUACGCAGACCUAGAGUUCCAUCUGGUGGCAUUUGUGUACAGAGAGCAUUCUUUUUACGGUUGAUUUUGAGGCCACAUCGUCUGUCGCCUGAAGAGAUCUGGGCUUGAAUCAAGAGAAGGUGUCUCCCUUAAUCUUGAGACGCUCCCAGGGCUUUGUUCUCGGCCAUGAAACAGUCGAGACAGGAUGAUAGCAGGUGAAGGGGUUUGUUAGGAGGGAAGAGGAUGGUAAAAACAGGUUUUUCUCUCCUAUGCGUGGGGUCUGCACUCAGAAUGCACCUUGGUUUUUACAGGAUGGCUGCUCCAAAUCGCCUAAUAAAGUCGAGUCCCAUUCUU